Messenger RNA from Aspergillus campestris IBT 28561, 441 nucleotides. Its product is annotated as RpiB/LacA/LacB family sugar-phosphate isomerase. The annotation marks the transcript as partial. Gene Ontology annotation, biological process: carbohydrate metabolic process. NCBI's taxonomy places the organism in Eukaryota, Fungi, Ascomycota, Eurotiomycetes, Eurotiales, Aspergillaceae. The record is from RefSeq and is a predicted model, not a curated record. Gene Ontology annotation, cellular component: intracellular anatomical structure. The transcript has a single exon. Gene Ontology annotation, molecular function: isomerase activity.
AUCGCCUGCGACGAAGCCGGCCACGACUACAAAGAAGCCGUCAAAGAGGCCCUUGAGAACCACCCGCUCGUGGAGUCCGUCACAGACGUCGGCGUCGACUCGCCAGCCGACAAAACCGCCUACCCCCACCCCGCCGUCCACGCAUCUCUGCUCGUCCGCGCCGGCCAGGUGGACCGCGCGCUACUGAUCUGCGGGACCGGGAUGGGCGUCGCCAUCUCCGCGAACAAGGUCCCCGGCAUCCGGGCGGUGUCUGCGCAUGACCCGUUCAGUGUCGAGCGGUCAGUGCUCAGCAAUAAUGCGCAGGUUCUGUGCUUUGGGCAGAGGGUGAUUGGGGUGGAGUUGGCGAAGAAGUUGGCGUCGGAGUGGGUGCAGCAUCGGUUUGAUCCGAAGAGUGCCAGUGCGCAGAAGAUCGAGACGAUCCAUAAUUAUGAGAGGGAUUUG